This is a messenger RNA of Monomorium pharaonis (pharaoh ant), 1072 nucleotides long. RefSeq lists its product as uncharacterized. Lineage: Eukaryota; Metazoa; Arthropoda; Insecta; Hymenoptera; Formicidae. The coding region runs from base 177 to 866 and encodes 229 amino acids. The transcript has 6 exons. The record is from RefSeq and is a predicted model, not a curated record.
AGUUGUAGUUAAACUUUCGUCGUGAACAUGUAACCUGAUGUAACCUAUCUAAAUAUUCGUAAUUGUGAUUCAAAAGUGACAAUUGGUGACAGUUUUACGGUCGCGAGCACGGUUAAUGCGCGCGAGAGGCGAAAGGGAAUUCUUCAAGUAGUUCAAGUUGCAAACUUCUUGUCGAUAUGGUGGAAGAAGCUGGAUGUGGUGAAUUACAGCAGUUAGUUCAAGAAGAGGAAUGUGAGGAACCACUUAGCCACGGAGGAGAGAUAACACCUCCGUCAACCCCAGCGAGAUCUCAACGUCCAGGCAAAACUGAAGUGCACAAUUCCCACGUAUCGCAACAAAUACUAUGGGAAAAUAACACGCAAACAUCGCCGAUUAUUAGUAAAGGAAGCUCCGGCCAAGGGACGAGUCAAGGCUCCAUGGUUUCCAGUCGAGCUGCUAACGCUUCGAGUUAUGGCAAUCAAUCUCGAUUGAUGUAUUUCAAUGAGAAGGAGAAGCAGAGGCCUAAUCGGCCAGAUCCACCAAGAAUUGUGAGACAGCAUAAAGCUGUGGUGCCAUGCAAACACCAUUGCUUUCUGUCAGAGGUUCCCGAUGUUCGCCAUAUGGAGCAAGCUCUGCUACAAUUGCUGGAGGACUUUCACAGUGGCAAUUUACGAGCAUUUGGAAAAGACUGCAGUAUGGAGCAGAUGACAGAAAUACGAGAACAGCAGGAACGUUUGGCUAGACUGCACUUUGAACUGGGCCAACGGCAGGAAGUAGGUGGCGAGCAAUCAGGUCUUCGGCAAUCGAGCGCGAAUAUGCGGCAUCUGCUUCACCGUCUUCAACAGCUGAGUCACAAUGCGGUACCCGGAUCCAAUGGUAACGGCUGAGACAAAAGAUGCUCGGUUACUUCUUCCGGAUGAUGCUUCAUCAGUGACACUAUAGCCACCGUUGCUAUAUACCUACAACUUGCAUUUUCCAUCUGUCUCAUUUGGGCAAUAAUACUGUCUACAUAAACAGCAAAAACAUUUGAGCAAUAUAUUGUAAAAUUGGAUAAAGAUUUUUAACGACUGGUAAAGAAAUAAUUUGGAUUUUA